AGCCGUGACGUGUUUCUCAGUGGACAGAUGGAGGGCGGUUUGAAGCGCAGUGGCAUAUUUUUGUAGUAAACAUGCUUCAAAUUAACCACGAAUGACACGGCCGAAGCGACUGUGUGCUCCAAGCAAGAUAACUGGAUUUCAAAUUAGUUAUUCACCGUCGCUAAUACGGUGUUAUGCGGCGCUAGCCUCUAUAUGGGCUUUAAUAAGUUAAAUUAUCGGUACGCUAGCUAGCCGCCGUUAGCUAACCGUUUCUCUUGGCUAGGUGGACACUUAUUUCUUCUUUACCGCUGACUAGAUAAGUCUGUAAACGAUGGCGAGUGUGCAUGAAAGUCUAUAUUUCAACCCCAUGAUGACGAACGGAGUCGUCCACGCCAACGUGUUUGGUAUUAAGGACUGGGUGACGCCGUACAAGAUCUCCGUGCUGGCCUUGCUUUACGAGAUGACCACGUCCAAGAUCUCCCUGCCGGAGCGACGGCGGCUCAACAAGCUCAUCCUGCCCCUGCAGCAGGGUCCAGAUUUGACUCUUGGCCAGUUCCUCAAGACUGUGGAGGAUUGCUGCCCCCAGACUGCAUAUGCUGUCAAACUCAGGCUACAUGAAAUGGCGGAUGGUGAGCUGAAAGACAUGGAAUUCUUCUUUUCCACUCUUCCCACUCCUUUCACCGCUUUUGAUUCAGAGGCGUAUAAAACCAGUGUUGUCGGUCUUUUCAUGAGACACAUGCUCCUGGCCUACAACAAACUGUCCUUCAGUCAGGUGUACAAGCUGUACAAGUCCCUGCAGCAGUACUACCACAGCCACUAUGCCAAGCCGACCGACAGGCAGGUUGAUGUGCCGGUGCUGGCUGCAGAUGACUCAGACAUGGACCUCACCAGCACUGAGGACACUGUCGGGGACAGAACAGACAAGGAGGAGCUGGACACCCCACUUCAUGAGUCAGAGCUUCGAAAUGAUGACGCUCCGAGUAGAGGUCCACUGUCACAAAAACAAGCAGAGUACUUUCUUGCGAGACAGGCAUACCUUCUGAAGAAUGAUGAGAACAAAGCUCUAAAGCCUGCCGCUCUGCAGGACGAGCUCAACAACAUGCUGAAGUUUAACCCAGAUUUUGCUGAGGCGCAUUACCUCAACUACCUGAACAGCAUGCGAGUCCAGGACAUCUUCAUCUCCACUCACAGUCUGUUGCAUUAUUUUGACCGCCUCAUCCUGUCUGGCAGCGAGGGAAAGAGCAAUGGGGACGAGGGCUACGGGCGAAGUCUCCGCUACGCUGCCCUCAACCUGGCCAGCCUUCACUGUCGCUUUGGCCACUAUCAACAGGCUGACCUGGCUCUACAAGAGGCUAUCCGCAUCGCCCAGGAGUCCAAUGAUCACGUCUGCUUGCAGCACUGUCUGAGUUGGCUUUACACACUGGAGCAGAUGAAAGGAUCUGACAGCUCUGUGUUAACCGAGGAUUCAGUAAAAAUGGCUGCCCAUUUCUGCCUACCAUACCUGGCAUCCCUGGGCAUUCAGUCCUUAGUCCAGCAGGGGGCGAUCCAGGGCAAGACAGCCCAUGAACUGAUGGAUGCACUGAAGGACACAGACAUCCUGCACUGGAAGCACAGUCUGUCAGAGCUGAUAGAAAUCAGCUUGGCCCAGACUACAUCCAUAUGGAGGAUGUACGGCAAGAGCACCAUGGCUCUGCAGCAGGCCCAGCUGCUUCUCAACAUGAGCAGUCUGGAGCCAGUCAACUUCGGGGUGCAGCAGAACAACACAGAGGCCUUCGCUGUGGCUCUCUGCCACCUGGCCGAGCUGCACGCUGAGCAGGGCCUGUACGGUGCUGUUGCAGAGAUUCUUCUGCAUCUGAAAGAGCAGUUUCCUCCUCACACACAGCAUGCCAAACUCUGGAUGCUUUGUGACCUGAAAAUCCAAUUUGAGAGGCAUAUGAAUGAAGGGAAAUAUCACUUGGCAGAGCCACAAGUCACAGCAAUCGCCGCCUUAAAUAAAACAGAGGGCCUCUACAGGAAAGCUCAAGUUCUGAAGGCGCUCAACCGGAGCACUGAAGCCUACAGCAUCUUACAGAGGCUGCAGGUGCACUGUGAGAAGACCAAAUGUACAGAGAUGAUCAUCAGGGUUAUGCUUUCUACUGCCGAACUCCACUGGGAGUCGUGUGGCUUCUCUACAGCCCUUCCUUUCCUCCUGCAGGCUUUGGCUCUGGCUAGACAGCACCACUUACAGGCCCUGGCCUCGGAGACCGUCCUUCACCUGGCCUUCACUCAGCUGAUGUUGGGGGUUCCUGAACAGGCGCUGACUGUCCUGCAUGAAGCCAUGGAGCCGAUUCUUGCCCAUGGAGCGGUCAUGGACAAAGGCCGUGCCCUGCUGCUCACAGCCCGCUGUCAGAUGGCCGUGGCUGGGUCCAGGCCAAACGGACAAGGGCAAGCAGCUUUGGGCUCGGCAGUGCAAACGCUAGACGAGGCAGCUUCCUACUUCUCCAUGUUGAACUGUAAGGAGCGGUUGCGGGACGUGUACUACCUGCAGGCUCAGCUCUACCGCUCACUGAGACAAACCUCCCAGUGCAACAAAUGUGCCAUGCUGUUCCGCCUGCUGGACCAGGAGCUGCAGUCUCCUGCAGCACCAAUUUCCAUGAGACUUUAACUGUUCCCUCUCUGCCUACAAACCAUAGUUUUGGCAGCUCAAAAGCAUACAGUUGUUGCCAUGGACAUAUAGAUAUUAAAAAAAGCAUUUGUUAAUACA
This is a messenger RNA of Myripristis murdjan (pinecone soldierfish), 2722 nucleotides long. RefSeq names its product anaphase promoting complex subunit 5 (gene anapc5). Gene Ontology annotation, cellular component: anaphase-promoting complex. The transcript is spliced from 17 exons. The record is from RefSeq and is a predicted model, not a curated record. Bases 311 to 2623 code for a protein of 770 amino acids. NCBI's taxonomy places the organism in Eukaryota, Metazoa, Chordata, Actinopteri, Holocentriformes, Holocentridae. Gene Ontology annotation, biological process: anaphase-promoting complex-dependent catabolic process; positive regulation of mitotic metaphase/anaphase transition; protein K11-linked ubiquitination. Gene Ontology annotation, molecular function: protein binding.